Phalaenopsis equestris is the source of this 1133-nucleotide messenger RNA. RefSeq names its product regulatory-associated protein of TOR 2-like. Gene Ontology annotation, biological process: cellular response to starvation; positive regulation of protein serine/threonine kinase activity; cellular response to amino acid stimulus. NCBI's taxonomy places the organism in Eukaryota, Viridiplantae, Streptophyta, Magnoliopsida, Asparagales, Orchidaceae. The coding region runs from base 101 to 1021 and encodes 306 amino acids. Gene Ontology annotation, cellular component: cytoplasm; TORC1 complex. The record is from RefSeq and is a predicted model, not a curated record. The transcript has 6 exons. Gene Ontology annotation, molecular function: protein-macromolecule adaptor activity.
CAUAGUUUUUAGGUUUACAUUUUCUCGAUAGGCCUUGCCUGUUGGAAUAUUUCUUUACGUGCUCGAGCUGCUUCAAACAACGGCAGUGGAGCUGCGGCGAAUGCUCGUUUUAAUUUGGAGAAAAAUUCUGGCUCUUGACAAGACUUGUCAGGUUGAUCUUGUGAAAUAUGGAGGUCAUACCUAUUUUAUUAAGUUUCUCGAUAGCAUGGAUGCUUACCCAAAACAUCGGGCAAUGGCCGCCUUUGUUUUAGCAGUUAUUGUUGAUGGGCACAGACGAGGACAAGAGGAAUGCAUGCAAGCUAAUCUUUUCCAUGUAUGCUUGAAGCAUCUGCAACUUGCAAACCCUAAUGAAGCACAAACUGAGCAUCUCCUACUUCAAUGGUCGUGCAUUUGGUUGGGAAAAUUUCGGGAGGAUUUUCAUGAAGCACAAAUUAUUGGUUUACAAGCAGAUACACUAGUUAUUUUGCUCUAUUUGUUGUCUGAGCCCCAACCAGAGGUUUUACUUGGCCAUUCUCAUCGAUUUCAAGCAUUGGUGCUUCUAGGAAGAUUUCUUGACAAGGGACAUUGGGCUGUAGAUCAGGCCUUGCUUGUUGGAAUAUUUCCUUAUGUGCUCAAGCUACUUCAAACAAUGACGAUGGAGCUGCGACAAAUUCUCGUUUUCGUUUGGACAAAAAUUCUAGCUCUUGACAAUGUUUAUCUUGUGAAUUAUGGAGGUCAUACAUAUUUUAUUAAGUUUCUCGAUAGCAUGGAUGCUUACCCAAAAUAUUGGGCAAUGAAUUCCUUUGUUUUAGCAGUUAUUUUUUAUGGACACAUACGGGGACAAGAGGCACGCCAGCAAGCUAAUCUUUUCUGUGUAUGCUUGAAGCAUCUGCAACUUGCAAACCCUAAUGAAGCACAGAGUGAUGAGGAUUGUGAUGUGGGUAACAAGUCUAAGAUCGACUUGAGGAUUGUCAAAGACCUCAUGCAACUUAUUGGAGAUGGAAGCCCUUUAGUUCUGGCUGAGGUUGUUGUUGGUAUGUAAAUAACUCUUAAAAUUUGUUAAACUAAGCUAACAAUUUUUCAACACGGCCUCUCCACAAGCUUUGGAUACUUAACAAAUAAUGGGACAUGAUGCCAUGUAGUGGCUAAAUACA